UUCAACGUCUCGCUGCCGCAACGCCUUUAGCCGACAUUUUGGCCAACGUCCCGAGCAUUACGCGAUUUACACACCCCCAUAUAGCCAAUAAUAACGAAUAAUAAACGUAAUAAACGUAACGAAACGUGCCCCCAAUAAAGUAUUGAAACAAGAAAUAUAUAUUUUAUUUUAUGCUUACUAUUGCCGCAAGCGCAAAGCGGAAGUACAUCGCGUGUGUGUGAAUUCGCGAGUGUGCACGUGUGUGUCUCCGUUUGUCGGCCAGCAAUGAGUUUCGAUUUCAUUUCGCUCUGAACGCACAUAGAGAAUAGCAGCGCCCAGAAUACUGCACAUAUUACACAGAGGGGACGGCUAUCGGUCAACUGAUUACACGGGGCCAGCAACGCCGAAACUGCCCAAUGUCAGCCACAUCGGUUAGCCAGCACGUUAUCACCCAGCGACAACUACGACACCUCUGAAUUUUAGUUUACUGCUCUGUGCCGGCAGUAAAUGGGUUAAAAUUAUGUACAUUAAUCGCCGAAUGAAUGUCGAAUCAGUUAGAGAGACUGCUGUUUUUUAUUGUGGUGAUUUCAGGUGCAUUAUGUACAGUAGAAGAUUACGUAAUAAUGUCACAGUGUGCACACAACAAAGCCAUACACCUAGCUGCGGAAGGAACAGUCUCAGUGACAGACACUUCACAGAUACAAAAUAUAACGAUAGUCGGCUUCCCGGAUUAUCUGAACAACGAAUUCAAAAUAGCACUGUACGCAAAAGAAACUCAAAGAUAUUUGUGUUUCAACGACAAUUGGAGAUUAGUUGGCAUGAGGGAGCUGCGAGAUACCUGCUAUUUCAACGAGACCAUCGUGCACGGUUAUUUCGUGUUCCGUUCCGUUGUCGAUCUGCAGCGACGUGUCGGGUUCACGCACCGAGGUAAGCCUGUGGGGCCCAAGAAGAGCGUCAACGAUGCCUGCUACAUGUUCAACAAGAUCGAGGCCGAGCAGUUUUUCCGCCAUCACCAUAACAAUGGCAACAGUGGCAGCAACAAUGGCAAUGGCAGUGGCAGUGGCAACGGCAAUGGCAACGGCAAUGGCAGCAACAACAGUCGCAAGCCCCCGCGCAACAACAAAAACAAUCGCCACAAAUCGAAUAACCAAAAUCAAAAGUUGCAACAGCAACAGGAGCAUCAUGGCCAUAAUAAUAAUAAUAAUAAUAACGUUAUUCUUAAUAAUAGUAAUACUAGUUUAAGUAGCACUAACAAAAAGCAACUAGCAAUAAACAGGCAGAGGCAGCAGCAGCAGCAGCAACAUCAGGUGCGACAUCAUCACAAUGAUCCAUCGCUGCUGCUGCGACGACAGCAACACGAGAAGAAGCAGAAGCGGCGCAAGCAACAGAAGCAGCAGCAACACCAACAACGAGUAUCAGCUAGUCCAACGAAUCCGAUGCCUGCAACACCCACAGCAGCACCAGCAGCAACAGCAACCUUUGCAGCCACCUCCCCGGCAACAGCAACACCAUCGACAACGGCAACAUUGAGCAGCAAGCGCAAGGGCCGGCGAAGAAAGGCCAAGGUCAGGCCAAAGUCGCAGCAGCAGCAGCAGUUGCAGCUACUUGCCACGGCAGCAACAACGCCCUACACCGACGACACCCUGUACGGCAGCAGCACUAGCAGCAGCAGCAGCACGGUUUUCGAAGACUUGGACAUCUACAAUAGCAGCAGCAGCAGCGGCAGUGGGAGCGGCAGUGGCAGUGGCAGCGGCAGCGGAAGCAGCAGCAGUUUGGAGCCCUGGUCCACUUGGUCCACGAUCGACAGCUUUAGCGGCAGCAGCACAACAGCAACAUCUGACGACAGUAUUAGCAGCAGCAGCAACUACGACGCCUGGGCCACCUACAUCACCGAAAUGGAGGCAGAGGCAUCCGCCAUGACGCCCGAGAUGGGCGGCAACGACACCGAGUUGCUGCAGUACGAGGCCGAGUUGGUGGACGAUCCGGAGGCGGAGUCCACGGCGACAAUUGAAACCAAAGCAACAUCAGUAACAUCAGCAACAUCAGCUACAUCAGCAAUAGCGGCAACGGCGGCCACAUCUACCUCGACAGCGAGCUCCCAGCUGGUGAUAGAGCAGACGCCGCUGGCCAGGAGCAACAUCAGCAACAAUAGCAGCGGCAGCAGCAGCACGAAAGCAACACCAACGGCAACCAGUCAGACUGAAACAGCACAGAGCACGCAACAGCCAAGCAGGCAUCGCAGCCACAGCAGGGAGGAUCGCCCGGAUAAUUCCGACAUGUUGCUGGCGGGCGAGAACGAAGUGAAGCCGCAACAGCCACGCAAGUUGCUGUGGACGGUGCAGCCACCGCUCGCAACACGUGGCAGCACGCCGGCAACAUUGGUGGCAACACCAGCGCAGCAACUCACCGGCACGACACCGGAGCAACAUGUUGCACCUUCACUCUUCAGCGUGGACAAGAACAUCAACAGCAACCUGAACAACACACUCACGGAGGCUUCGCCCACGGCAGCAUCAACAUCCAGCUUUACGGCGGCAACCACCACGAAGAGACCCAUCCGGAAGUUUACCAAGAAGCUCAUGGCCACGCCCUACCACCAGCUGACCUAUGUGCGCAACGCGGGCGGGGACAUCGACAUCGAUAACCUGGACAACAUCAGCGUGUAUCCCGUUCUCUACGAUGGCGACCUGGAGGGGAAUGGCGGCGGCAACAGCUCCGACGGAGGCUUCAGCGGGUUCCUGCCCACCUCGACCACCUCGCAUCUGACGGAACCGAUUCGCAUCGGCAUGAACAGGAUCAGGCCGAACAAGACACUGCAUUGGUUCACUCACCAGAGAUUUGCGUAGUAGUCAGGGAUGGGCGCGCUUUGGCUAUUAGAUCUUUAAAAGGACUGCUCGAAUUUGUACUUUCACAGAUAAUACACAGCCACCACAUUUGGAAGUGCAAAAUUUGAAUAAAUUGAUCGGCACAUAAUAAUCUCAAGUCAAAAUCAAUGCAUACAAUCAGUUUGACCAUCAGCUCUGUGGAAUCUUUUAGAUGCAUUUUAAAAAACACGUAAUCUUGUGAAGGUGAAAACCAGAACAGAUCCUUUAGAGAGAGGCAUACCUAUACUCAGCACUCAGUUUUCAAAAGAAUUUAGGCAAAAGCAAGAGAAAAUCAAGAAAAGUAUGGAUAAAUAUUUCAAAUUACUAAUGAACUGAUACAUAUAUAUAAACAUAUAUAGAACUCGAUAUACAAAGGAGUUGCUUACUGUUCAGUACCUCGACUCAGACAGGACUUUGCACUUGCACCACGCCUAAAAGCACACUACAUAAGCGAAACCGGAAGCGGAAGCAGGCGUGGAGCCGAUAACGAUAACGCUAACUCAGGCCGCACUUCAUCCAGUAGCGGGUACAGUGAAGACUCCACCAACUGCACUCGGGAGGCCGCAGGCAACGAACUCGCAGAACUGCUACAUAGUUAUAAAUGAAAAGACAAUAAGAUUUUUAUUUACGAGUAUGUGCUAUAUAAACUAUCAAAUCGAUGAACCGAAGCGAUAGCGAUAAUCGAAAAAAACCAAAUGCUAAAAUUGUUGAAAUGGAAAUUAUGAAAGCGCGACAUUCAAGUGCAAGCAAAUAAACGUUUCGAAUGCACUGAAAAAGCGUAGCGAACUUUUGAUUUACUAAAUCAAUUAAAUAUAUUAGCAAUGAGAAUUAAUAAAAAUAAAAAUACAAAUGCAAACAAAAAUCGAUAUAUAUUAUAUACAUAUAUGCAUAUAUUUUCAAAAUUUUAUAACGAACCAAAAACCAAUUAGCAAACAAAUUUAACACGGUGAACGGAACACGAAUGAAGAAGUUUUUUAAAUUCAUACGCAAGCAGAACUAAGAGUCGGUAACGAUAACGAUAACGAUAACAAAUUCGCACAGCAAAACACUUCCAAAAAUGAAAGGUUAAAACUAAAUAUUAAACAAUUUUACUAGGCACAAGCGAACGAAAUUGGGUUAGAUGAACAAAAAGGAAAACUCCAUUCAAAAUAAACCGAAUUUUUUAAGCAAAUACAAAAGAAUUGUUGAAAUUGAGAUGUCAGCAUGGAAAUUGAUUUUAGGACACAGUUUGUGGCCGAUAUCCAAAUCGAGGAGGAUGGAAACAAAUUUUGAAUAAUGGAAAAUUUUAAAGAACUACUAACGUAUGUAUCCAGAUAUGUACUGCAACCAAACACCAAAAUUCACACUGAAUAAGCAACGUUAUAUUUAUUAAUUGAACAAAACUAAAAACUAAAACUACGAAUUGAAUCAAAAUACAGCAAAAAGAAACCAACUGCUGCUUUUCUACAUACGAAUAUAUAUAAAUAUAUAUAUAUAUAUUGACACAUAUAGGCAUAUGUGGACGAACAUGGAAAAAGAUAAUGCAAAAAUUGUUUCUCAUAUAUUUAUAUUAAUAUUUAAAAUAAAUAGUUCAAACAUAUUAGCAAACCAAAUACGCGAAAUUAAAACAAUUUGAGGGAAAAUGCGCAAGCACAGAAACAGAAAACUGAAGCGUCAAGUUUAUAUGUAGAGAUAUGUAUGAAUGUAAAUUUAAAGUGAACAAAGAAAACCCAAACAAAAUGAAGUUAAAGCAAGAUGCUUAGGUGAAAAUUUAAUUAGUGUGUACUUAAGACAAGAAACCAUUUAACAAUUGAACGAUUAAUUAUUAACUUAACUAGGCAUUGAAGCAGCACUCAACUAAAUAAAACCGAUACGAAACCGAUACGAAACCGAAACGAAACGAAGCCGAAAACACACACAACUCGAAUUGAACUACUGUACUUAUUCGUAUGCGCGUUGCUGUAAUAUAAACAAAAUUCUUAUGUUGAAUCGACGUCGAUUGGGAGAACCCGAUCGAUCGAUGACUAUAUCUACCACAGCAGAAAUUAUUUAUUUAACAGUUUAUCGGAAUAAUCGAAUCGAGUCUAUUGGGGACUGGAGCGGGGACCGAUUGUCAUUUGUCAUUUGUAAAUUCAUUUGCACUUUUCUUUCUACUAAUUACGUUUAAUUAAUGGAUUAAUCAUACGCCUAAGUUAACACUAAGUUAACACUCAUCAUUGUACAUUGUAAUAUGUUUUAUUCCUAAGCCGAGCAUUAAAUGUAAUUAUUUAUGUAUAAAAGCAAAAUGAUUCUUUCGCCCCUGUAUAACACUUGCGCCCACUUCUCUAUCUCCAAGUCUGUCCCCCCCAUCCUUCCUAUCUCUUUUAAUAUCUAUCUUAUAUAUACGAAUAUAUAAACGACUAUUUAAUUGCAUUUCUUUGUAUUAAAACGAGUAACAACACACUAGAAAUCGAAUAAAAAGCCUCAACAAAUAUUCAACACUUUUCAUUUCUCCUGUAUGUAAGUUUGCUUCAUUUUCAAAUAAAUGCUCAGUUGUUUCCUUUUUGUUGGUUUACGAAUGUGUGC
Molecule: messenger RNA, 5387 nt
Organism: Drosophila teissieri
Lineage: Eukaryota; Metazoa; Arthropoda; Insecta; Diptera; Drosophilidae
Product: serine-rich adhesin for platelets
Exons: 4
Coding region: 522-2825 (767 amino acids)
Molecular function (GO): growth factor activity
Source: RefSeq, a predicted model, not a curated record